This is a messenger RNA of Lodderomyces beijingensis, 822 nucleotides long. Lineage: Eukaryota; Fungi; Ascomycota; Pichiomycetes; Serinales; Debaryomycetaceae. The record is from the annotation of a GenBank genome assembly.
AUGAAAUUCCCCAGCUUGUUCAAUGGAUUGGUUUCAUUUGCACUCUUGUCAUCAACAUUUGCAGCUCCAGCUCCAGCUCACAACAGGAAAAGAGCCGAGACCAAUGGCGGUAACGAGGUGGUGAUUGUCAAGGUUAAAACCACUAUUAACCAAUACUUUACCAAUACUCACAUUGUCCAUGCUCCAACUACUACAUACACUAGCUGGUCAGUCAGUUCCAGCACCACCACCGUGACUCAUUACACUGCCACCGUCACCAGUACAAUCUGGGGCCAGGCUCGCACGUUUACUACCGUUGCUACUACGCCUGUUUCCGCUGCUGAUGUUGCAGCUGUGCCCGAGAAUGAAGUCACCAGUUCCACUUCUAGUACUAGUACUACUAUUGCUGCUGCUGCUGUUGAAACUACUCCGAGUGCCGAGAGCUCAUCUGCUGCUGCUGCUGCGACUACCACCACAGCUAAUCAGAAUCAAGAAGUUGCCGCUAGUCCCUCCACCACCGCACGCAUUGCUCAAGCUACUACUACCACCGCUGCUGAUGCCGCUGCACCUCAAUCCACCUCACUGAGAUCCUCGACGACAUCUACAUCGUCAACUUCAGUCCAAGCACCAUCACCAACUACAUCGACUCAGGUAACAGAUGGGCCAACGGUUACAAACGCGCCCGUUCCAUCGUCGACGGACUCAUGGAUAAUCGAAAACGUCACCACGUACUCCUCCGACGGACAAUGCUAUAUUGAUUAUGACUAUUACUACGAUAGUGACACUGCUGACGAGACCGUGACGCUGACGUCUACUGUUUACGCCACCGUUACGCUAGUAUGA